Molecule: messenger RNA, 10865 nt
Organism: Rhineura floridana
Lineage: Eukaryota; Metazoa; Chordata; Lepidosauria; Squamata; Rhineuridae
Gene: FOXN3
Product: forkhead box N3
Exons: 9
Coding region: 810-2300 (496 amino acids)
Biological process (GO): regulation of DNA-templated transcription
Cellular component (GO): nucleus
Molecular function (GO): DNA-binding transcription factor activity; cis-regulatory region sequence-specific DNA binding
Source: RefSeq, a predicted model, not a curated record
CUCCCUUGGUUUCCUCUUCAUGCUUAUACAUUUGUGCAUAUGUAUUGCAUAAAGUCUGUUGCAGUCUGGAAAUCCCGUAGUACUCCUAAAACUUGCUGCAGGCCCUCUCUGCUGUUUUGCUUUUGGCUCCCAAUUUCUUAUCCUUUGAGUAUCCUCUGGCAUUCAACAUGUGUGCAAAUCCCAUUGGCUUCAUGCAGGGGAAGGCAAUGACUUAUUAGAGGAUGGCAUUUGGCCUUUACUUUCAUUUUUAACUUUUGCAUUCUCCGUCCAGCACUAAACUUGCACAAGGUUUAAAUUGCAGUUUCCAAAACCACAUGAGCAACUUGUCUGAACUAGCAAAAGGCCUUGGAACUAACCUGUGGAAUUGGGCAAAGUCCCAUUUCAGCAACAGCUACAUCCACAGCUCAUCCACUUACCACGUAGGCUGGUGGGAAGGGUAGAAGGAAAAGCCACUCGGAAGAGCCCAAGGAGGUGGUGGAAACAAUUUGGCGUUCUUCGGCUCGCUGCGACCCAAACCGCUACUCAGGGCAGUAAUGUAGACUCGCAGAGAGAGACAGACAGGCGUAAGGGAAGGUAGUUGGGCGGGUGGCUGGGAGAGUGGGGGGUGCAGCGAAGAGGGGGAAAAUUUCAGCAGGGUUCCAUGCUCCCCUCGGCUCCUGGCUCUCCUCGUUCCCUUCGGCCACAUUGUUGGCUCCAGGCUGGGAGAGGAAGCGAUGCCUCGUUCAAUCGGAUGAAAAGUUUGCACAAUGAUCGUGGAAAAGGCAGCAGUAAAAAUCUAGAGCUCUUCCAAGCCAGGAGUCUUGGUCUAAAUGGGUCCAGUUAUGCCUCCCAGUAAGAAGCCAGAGGGCUCAGGAAUUAGUGUUUCCAGUGGACUGAGCCAGUGUUACCGGGAUGGUGACUUAUCAAAGACACUUCAUGACGAUGAGGACUUAGACUUUUCUUUGCCUGCCCUCCGGUUGGAAAAAGGUCCCAUGGAGGAUGAAGAAUUAACCAACUUGAACUGGUUACACGAGAGCAAGAACUUGCUGAAAAGUUUUGGGGACUCCGUCUUAAGAAGUGUUAGCCCGGUGCAGGACCUUGAUGAUGACACUCCACCAUCUCCUGCUCAUGCCGACAUGCCCUAUGAUGCCAAGCAGAACCCCAACUGUAAACCCCCCUACUCCUUUAGCUGCCUCAUAUUUAUGGCCAUUGAGGAUUCUCCUACCAAACGGCUGCCUGUAAAGGAUAUAUACAACUGGAUUUUGGAACACUUCCCUUACUUUGCAAAUGCCCCCACUGGAUGGAAAAACUCUGUGAGGCACAAUCUGUCAUUGAAUAAGUGUUUUAAGAAGGUGGACAAAGACAGGAGUCAGAGUAUUGGGAAGGGGUCUUUAUGGUGUAUAGACCCAGAAUAUAGACAAAAUCUUAUCCAGGCUUUGAAAAAGACCCCCUAUCACCCAUAUUCACAUGUGUUCAGCACACCUCCAGCAUCUCCUCAGGCAUAUCAAAGCACAUCAGGUCCACCAAUUUGGCCAGGAAGCACCUUUUUCAAGAGAAAUGGAGCCCUUCUGCAAGAUCCUGACAUUGAUGCUGCCACUGCCAUGAUGCUUUUGAAUACUCCCCCUGAGAUACAAGCAGGUUUUCCUCAUGGAGUGAUCCAAAAUGGAGCUCGCAUUCUGAGUAGAGGAAUCUUCCCAGGAGUUAGGCCGCUGCCGAUAAACCCUAGUGGAAGCAUGGCUGCUGCAGUAGUAAGAAAUGGAAUCACAAACUGCCGGAUGCGGACAGACAGUGAGCAGUCCUGCGGCUCUCCAGUGGUUAGCGGUGACCCGAAGGAGGACCACAACUAUAGCAGUGCCAAAUCUUCCAACCACAGGAGCACAUCACCCACUAGUGACUCCAUUUCUUCUUCCUCUGCUGACGACCAUUAUGAAUUUGUUACUAAAGGCAGCCGGGACAGUAGCGAGGGCAGUGAGGUCAGCUUCCGCAGCCAUGAGAGCCAUAGCGAGGCAGAAGAAGAGGAUAAAAGGCAAAAUCGAAAAGAGACCAAGGAUUCUUUGGCCGAUAGUGGAUAUGCCUCUCAGCACAAGAAACGUCAGCAUUUACUGAAGGCAAAAAAAGUACCAAGUGACACACUGCCUCUUAAAAAGAGACGUACAGAGAAACCCCCUGAGAGUGAUGAUGAGGAGAUGAAAGAAGCGGCCGGAUCGCUCCUGCAUUUGGCGGGAAUUCGGUCUUGUUUGAACAACAUCACCAAUCGGACGGCAAAGGGGCAGAAAGAGCAAAAGGACACCACAAAAAAUGAGAACAAAUCCGUUGAUUGAACUUAUAAAACAAUUUCGUUUCAGCACGUCAGGUGAAUUCUAAUGAUUUGUGGCAAUAUCAACAAAUAUCUUCUUUGUUCAGUUUUCUCUUUUCGUUUCUUUUUUUGUGUUUCUUUGCUUUUUCAAACCCUUAAGAUUUUUUUUUAAUUUUUUAAAGGAGAUUGAAGCCAUAGAACUCAUACUGAUGCUCAACUAAUUUUACAAAAAGCUUUUCAUUACAUGAAGACAAAAAAGAAAAGUAAAAGCCAAAAUUGCCAUUGCUUUUUCCAGCUUUGUCAGAAAUGCAUGAUUGAAAAUGCUGUGACAUCACCAGUUAAUGUGAGAGGAAUCAGAUUUGGCAUUUGAAAAUCCCUUGUAACAUAGAAGCAAGUGGAUAAUUUGGUAAUCGUUCAAGCCAGGCUCUAAGAAUUUAAAAGAAAACAAACAAAAAAGGCCUUAUAAUUGGGUUUAUGUGUGAAUGUGUCUAGAGAUAUGGGGGAAGUCAGAGGCACACACAUUGUCCUCAGAACCAAGGAUCAUAUAAUGGCAUUUGCUUGUGGUUGUGCCAUAGAAGUCUUGGAAUAGCCACUAAAGACAGCUGCUCAUACAGUAAUGAUCUAUUAGCUCUUCAUGUACUGUAUAUGGCUCAUAAUGUGAAGACUUAAUAACUUAUAAAUUAUGGAAUACUGAACUGUGUAUGCAAUGAGUUUCAGUGACAUAAGGAGAAAGGGGGAGGGGAGGGGAUUACUGAUAAUCUUUAAUCAAUUGUAUUCUAUAUUUAAAUUAAAAGAAUGUUUUUUUAAAAAGCCAUAAGCCUGAAGAUUGGCACUGCCUGCAGAAAUAUUAUGGGAAAACAAGCUAUGAGUUCUUUACUGCCUGAGUGAAAAGCAAUCAAGUCUAAAGAAAAUUAUGAGUAGAUAUUUAAGGAGGAUCAAAAUGAGGAAACAUUUUCUGUAAGUCACAAAGAUUUGAUCUCACUAGGGGAAAAAUGCUACAAAACCUGCCAUUAGUAUUAUAUUGCUUUUUUGUUGUUUCCAAAAAUCAAAUCCAUGUUGGUUGGACAAAAGUAUAAAGAAAUAGUAACACUCCUCAAAAUGGCAUACCUACUUAAUAUCAGUCAGGAUUCAUCUGUGCAAAAAUGACAAUAUGUUUAUUUUAAUCACUGCAACCAGCUGAAAAUUCUGAUCCACAUUGCAUGGAUUCCUUUCUGGGAGGGGCUCAGAGUACAAAAUAAAACAAACCCUUUUUAUUAAUUCAAAGAUAACAAAAGUUCUUGUAAGGUAAAUAAUGUAUUUAGCAUGAAGCAUGAAUUAUUUUCAUAUAAAUAUAGAAAAAUAGAAAAAAGGCUAUGCCUCUAAUUUUUAAGCCAUUAGGCUUAGUUUGUUUUUUGGGUUUUUGUUUUAUUCCUUUUUUUUUUUUUUUUUUUGGAAGCAGGUGUUUUUUAAGGUUUAACCUUUUUCAGGGACAAAUACUGACUGUUGGGGAACUUACUCUGCAAUAUUAAAAAUAAACUUCAUGAUCGGGUAGGGCUUGGAUGGUUGAAUUAUAUUGCCUUGUCUGCACAUUCAGCCCCCUUCCCCUACGUCUCUGUUUUUUGAACAUGUUUGUCCUUUCUUUGUCUUUACAUGUAUUAAACAUUACGCAAUAAUUUCGAGGGCAAGGCAAGUAGUGAGUGUGUAUGAUUGAGGAGACCUGGAGAUGACCCUGAAUUGCAGGUGGUAUGAACAAUGUGGCCAUUUGGUUUCGGGGAGCCAGUGUACAUAUAGGUGUUGGUAUCAAAGGCCAUCAUCUUGAGACUACUUCCAGUUCUGUAGGCUGGAAUCAAUGGGGUUGCACGUGAUCCAGGACUCUAGAGGAUCCACAUCCUCACUGUAAGUCAUCAUGCACUCUGAAAAAAUGGGAUGCUUUGUGGCAGUGUGACAGGUUGCAGCCAGAAAGGGAAUUGUCAAUGCCUCUAUAAAACUCAUUAGAUGUUUAUAAGGGGCUCCUUGGAUCCCAGACCGUAGGCUCCAGUAGGCUAAAUACAGGUUUUUCACUGAACAGAAGUGGUUGUUAGUGGUUGUUUUGGGAUUUGGAGUUUUGCUUUGUUUGAGGCUGUGGCAAGAAAUGCUAAAAGCAUUUUAGGAAAUUGCAUUUUGCAGACAUGGAUAUUAUUUCUGAGAAAACAUGUACAGUGUGUAUUAGAAGUUAUUGCCCACAGACCUGUGAAAUAACAGAAGGAGAAAGGGGAAAGUAACACUUGUCUAACGAGAAACCAUGUCAAUCAAUAUAAGAACUUUCUCUCUGCACUAGAGUGCCAUAUGCAUCCUUUUUUUAACUGCCACAGAGUUCUACCACACAUGAGCAAAUCUUAAUGGAAAGUAAAAAUAUGUGGUUGCCUGUUUAGUGGAAUGAAAUAAAUAUUCCACCAUGAGCUUUAAGUCAAAAGUGGAAUGAUUUUUAAUUAUGAUUAUUAUCGUUUAUGCCAAUAUUUUCAAGCUCAGUAAGCACUGUAGCCUAUACAGAGAACCAAUGGAGUGGGAGCAUGUUGAAUUCUAUAUUGGGUCCCAAAAUCAAUUGCCCAUUGAAAGGUGGUAUAGAAGCUACAUCCUGGAAUUGGCUGAAAUGUUGACUUUGUACUUGGUCAAUCCUUAAUGCAGAGUGUCUUUGCUUAAGCCACAAAGGCAAAAAAUAAAGAUUGCAGGUGUAGAUUUAUGACUUAUUGCUGCAUCUUGGCUGCCUACCUUCCCCCCCCCCCGAAAAUAUACCAUUGACAUCUAGCACAGGAGCACUGCAAGUUGAAUUACAAAUCCAAGUGGCAUUGCACCUGCUUGUCCUCUAAAUGUACCCUAUGAGAACAGUCCCCCAGGACUGUCCUCUGCACAAAUUGAAAUAAAUUGUGGGUGUGCAAGUCUUGCACAACUGUCUUUCCCUUUAGUGAGGGUUCAACAGGAGAAUUUUCAGUUACUUAAUGAGGUUUGUUUAGGAUAUGUUCCUGACUUGACAUGCCUUAAGUGCAUUUUAAAUCAUACAUAUGUCACUCUAAUCCAGUCUUCACCAACAUGGUGCCCUCCCCAGCUGGCUGGAGUUGAUGGGAGUUGUAGUCCAAAAGGCCUGGAGGGUACUAAAUUGGCAGAGGCUGGUCUAGUUUGUCUUACGCUUCUUUGACCUGGAGGCAUGACAUUCAUACAUUUUGCUCAAUAACACGUGGUGUAAACCCAGAAUAAUUUCAAAGGUUCCCUCUCAAUAUAUACUCUAUUAUCACUAGCAUAAAUGUUUUGUGCACAAAAAUGCUACUUCCCUCACACUUUUGACUAUUUUAUCAUCUAGCAUUUUUUACUGAUAACUACGGUACACAAAAUGAUUUACAGAUUUAACUGGACUGGACUUUUUUAAAACCCAAGAUUCAAGGCCCACGGUGGGGAUUAAAGGUUCACAGUGAUUUCUGUACCUGAAUCGGGUAUUGAAAGAGCUUGGGCAUGGAAGCCCGUUGCAGGUGAUGUAGAGCCAAAUAUUUGAAUCCAUUUUCUUGUUUCCACAACUUAUUUGUACUUCUGUCUCGUCUUGGGGUUCCUUGCAGGAAUUAUCAUCCUAUGAGUAGUAUUGGCCCCUUAUCUGUGGACUGUCUACAACGUUCAGAGGAAUAUAUAGGUGUGUGUUUUUUUACAAAAAAAAAUGCAGUGUUUGCAUCAAACGUUAAUUUACUACAGCAAUAAUAUUCAGCUAGAGUGUUUUGUAAACAUAUGAAAGAGCAGUUCUUUAAAUGAAUGAAGGAGGGCUAUUCAAAAGAUGAGGCACGAUCAAGCCAAAGUUAAGCAAUUUGUCCCCCAGCUUUCCCACUGAAAUUGAAAAACAGACUCCACUUUCCCACUAAAAUCCACAAGAACUUAGGCACUCUUAACUUUUAGCCAGAUUGUGCCCCAUCUGUUGAUUAUCCAUGGGUCAUAAUUUAAGUAAGAAAUUAUCUGUGCUGAAUGCUGCUUUAGUUAUCACUGUACAGAAAGCAAUUACAGUUUAUCUUUUUACAAAAGAAAUUGCCACAUUAUUUUUAUUAUUAUUUUGAAUGCAAAGAAUGUUUCAUUUAAGUAUCUUAAUUAUGUACCUAACUCCUGUUAGUAAUGAUUUUGAAACACAGAAGAGCUGCCGAAAGCUUGGAUUGUCUGUCACACAGUCACUUCCAGCAAACGGUCAUCUUUUAUUUUUUUAAAAAACCCUCCAGCAUUAGGUUCUACAGUGCCAACUUCUUACUUUGAUGCCAAAAUGAAUUAAAAUAGUUGGGUCCAAUAUAGACUUCACCCACAUAGAUGCUUUUACUUCCAUUCAAUACAUGAUGGAUUGUGUCCUCCACACUUCAUGAGCUUCUUACCUCUAUGCCACAGCCAUUUUGAAAACAAUGGACAGAAGAAGUGUUCAUUUUUCCGUGUUUGUUUUGCAAAUACUAUUAUUAGAGUUAAUUCUUUGAGUUUUGAUGGGGAAUUUAAAAAAAACCCAAGUCAUACAAUUCAUGACACAUUCUUCUUGUUUUGUGUAUGGCCGUUUUACUGUGGGGUGUAUCUGUAAGCAGAGGGUUUUCAUAAAGUUGGAUAAAGUGUGAUCAUAUUAUGAUUCUUAGCUUAGGGGGCUGAAAAUUAUGGGUGUGAUCCAGCUGCUCUACAAGCCAAGAUGAUAUUCUGAGAUGAGAGCUUAUCUAAGCACCUCUUGAGGGACAUGAACUUCCUAAGCCAUACCAAGGAGGCUGGAAGAGAUACAAGAGACUAGCAUGCAGUGGCCUUGGACCUUGCAACCAGCACAUACUUGCAGGAUCCAAACAACCACUGGGCAAGUGGUCUACCUGGCCUUUCCUAGUGUACUUUACAACAGUCCAGUAAGUCUUUGAUUUCAACUGAGCCUGAGACAUAUUCUCUCUAUCUUGGUGCACGUAGCUCCUGUCUCAGAAGAUGUAGGCCGCACUCAGCUGCAUUCUUCCUCUACCUGGGCCUUCAGAGAGUUUGAUCUGGGGUAAUAUCUCAGGAGGUCCUGGUCUUCAAGUAGCCUGGAUUGGGGAUAGAGGUCCUUGCCAAGUAGGUAUGCUGUGGUGGGGAGGCUCUUCCCAUGCACUGUGGCUGACUGCUGGACUGGGGCAGAUGAAUCCAGUUGCUCUUACAUAGCUCCCAAGCUACUUGGGCCCUUACAGAGCUUCUGCACCAUAUGAUCUGCAUGUAUUAUUGCAGGGACUGGACUUUAUAUGUGUAAACUCAUUUUGAUACGGAGUUUUGCCUUUAAAGUAAGAAAACAUUUUUAAUAUCUACCAAUCUCCCUUAUGUUUAUCAAAUUCUUACUUUACGUUCUCAGUAUGUCUAUUUUAUAAUCCAUGUUACCAGAUGCACAAGCAGAGUUCUGCAAACCUUUCUACCAGCCAAGCUGACACUGGCUGCUUUCAAGAAGUGUGCUACUCAUAAUCAGAGCUUGGAAAAGUUACUUUUUUGAACUACAACUCCCAUCAGCCCCAGCCAGCAUUGCCACUGGAUUGGGCUGAUGGGAGUUGUAGUUUAAAAAAGUAACUUUUCCAAGCUCUGCUCAUAAUGCUUUCUAAUACUCCCCAAAGUACAUAUCAGUGAUGAAAUUGCUGCUACACUAGUGAAGCAAGGGCUGUCUUAUUCACUUCUAUACAAGUAAAAGGUGUGUGCCUUGCAUAUUUGCAGCUCAGGAGUGAUUGAACAUAGCCUCUGCUGGUGCAUAAGUUCAUGCGCGCAGUGAAACCUCUGGAUUGGGGUUGAUGUAGGCACAUCCACAGCUUGUCCCUUUGUUUGAACAAAACAACAACAGGCAGGUAUAAUGUGAGAAGGUGGGUCAGCUGUUGAGACUUGCUGGUCACAAAUAUUCACUCAGUUUCAUGCAUUGAUCUUUCUGCAUUGUAUUUGCAUAUACUCUUGGAUAAAGGAGUGGUUUGGCAAGAUGACAUCCAUCUCUAAACUGUCACAAGCAAAGUGGGGGUGAUCCCUGUUGUUAGUCAUCAGUUCUCAGUUAUACACUGGCUGUUUCUCCACCCCUUGUGACCAUUUGCCUUUGGACUGGAGAAUAGGAAGGUAGUUUGGGAGCCUAUUAACUUCCUGCACUAAAUGAAGGAACUUCUGUUGGGGAAAAUGGUGCGCAACCACUUUACAUGAGGAGAUUAUUUGGCUCUGCAAAGAGAUGAAAAGCCCUGAAGUUUAUAAAUGAAAUAUGGAUUCAUGUAUAAAGUGAACUGACAUCAAUAAGAAAUUUACCUGGGGUGAAGCUCAGCUGCCCAGCUAUUGGUUUUGUUUCCUGGUUUGCUAGGCACUUUUUAAAGGCAACCUUCUACCCCAGACCAGAAUCAUUCAUAGUUAAGUCUGUGAACAUUCUUGGCAGCUCUCCUCAUAUUUAAAACACUGUUAUGCACAUAAAUGCAGCGCUGUGAUCUAAUUUAAAUAACAUUAUUUUACUAAUAAGUAAUAUACUUCAACAUUUUGCUGCCACCAACAUCUUGAUGUCUCCUUGCUUUCUACUGUAGGAAAUAAAAGGCUGCUGUUAACAAUACCCAGUUUACUUUUCCUUUACAGAAUACAUAAAUCAAUUUAUAGUUUUAGUGUAGGAAUUUGUUUUUUUUAAAAAAACUGGAUUAAAAUCAUCUGCACAAUAGUAUGUGCUGCUGUCUGUAUGAAUUUUUUUCAUAUCUCCGCCCAUGCAUCUAUUAAUACCAUGUCCCUUUCAUUGUAGUAACCAGUGGCAAAGUGGGUGGGGCAGGAUUUUGGUGGGAUAGGAACAUCAUUUUUGAUACUCUUUUGUUCUUGAAUCAAAGUACAGAAUCAUCACUGGGUUGAUUUUACAAUGUUAACUAUGUGCAUGCAAUCCUCCUACAACUCAGCAAACAGGUACUUGUCUCACUAACGAAAAUAAAAAACAGUAAACACUGGCUGCUUUAACAUGUAAUGGUAAAUCAUGGUUUAAUGCUAUGUGGACAAGCCCCCAUGAGCCUGAGAGAAGCACUGGGCUUUUGGUCUCCCUUGUCUUGUUGGAGGGAACAUGGUUUAAAGCAAUGGUUAAUUGCCAAACAAAUCAACUUCAGGCCAUGGGUUAUGAAGCUGGCUUGUUUAACUAACCAUCAUUUGUUGUAAACCACAAUUUGUGCAAAAUACAAGGUGAAGUUUCUUUAAAAACUGAACUAAACUUGACAGAAGUUCUCCUCUUGGCUAUGCAGGAAGGGGGAUGUGUGUGAGCCCAACAGUUCACUCAGGCUUGUAGAAGCUUGUUCACAUAGCACUCAACCAUUAUUAUCAGUGCAUAUGUGAACUAGGCACCUGUCCAUGGUGUUGUAUAUUGUUGGUCUACAUUUAAAAUUAGAAUAGUAUUUAAUGCAGACUUCUUUAUAGAUGCUUGUGCUAUCAAGUUUCACUGCAUUGUAUUUCCGAUGAGACGGGGAACGACUUCAGUUAGAAUUAAUGCAGUGUUAAGAACUCCAGUAAGUCUUUGGCCGCAACAGAGUAGAUACAGAAAAAACCAAACCAGGGCUUCAGACAUACAGGCUUUCUUUAGAAGUUGGGAUUGCACCAAUCAGCUUUUUUGUUGGAAAGAUGUAGGCGCCUCUGUCUCCCCCAACAGCCAAUCAAUGGGAUUUUAGCUUCUUUUUUAAGGGCAACACACAAGUGUAACCCUGGCUAUUGUGUUGGGAAGAAUUAUGUGUUUCACCUAUGAUUUCACACUCAACUCAGGAUCUGCAUGCAGAACCGGUAUUAGGGUGCUUUAUUCAAAUGACAGUGGGAACUCUGUGCCCCUUUACUAAAUUCACGCAUCUGAUGGGGUUGGUAUCUCUUAUAUGUUGUGACUUUUAUUACUGUGGCUUUCUCUAGUUCCAAUUAAGAGUGAAUGUUGUGCUUUUAAAAAAAGUUUAUUAAUGAACUUCUCCCCCACCCCACCUCCAAAAAAGUAUGUUGGGAAAACAAUUUUUUUUUCUUUACUGGGUUCAUGUCUGCAUUAUACACACUCACUACUUUGGUCUGCCUUGGUGUCAAAUGUUGGAAGGGAUGGGGGUAGGGAAUGAUUUCUGCGUGUAUGAAAAGCAUUAUGAACUUGUACAUUUUUAUACUCUACUGUAAUAUUUUUGAAAAAAAUUUUGUUCUGCAGGAAAAAAAAAGUGAUGAAGCAAUCAAAAGACCAAUAAAUACAAUAUCAAUGCUUUAGGGUCAUGAGACCUUCACUGGCCAAUAGGUUAAUUUAGUACAGCAAUAAGCCAUUUUUUUCCUUUUUUUGUUUUUUAUUCCUUUUGUUUUUGUUUUUAAUGCUGUACUAGGUAUAUGGAACUGCCAGUUUCAUUAACAUAAAAUGAGAACUGUGAUGAGGGGCAUAAACAGUAAUAUUAAGUUGUAUUUGUGUUUACCUAAAUGAGCAGUCGAAAGGCAAGUGCAAUCAGCCAGAAAUAUAAGGGGCGGGGAGUUGAUCUAGAGGCAUACUUGCAUUUUACGUUUCUUGAUGUGUAAUCAUAUUGCCAAAGACAAACUCUUUCAUCAGUUAUUAUUGUAAAUAACACUUUCCCAAAACCUACCAUAAAGUUUCUGUGAUGUAUUGUCUUCCAGUUGCAAUAAAAAUUACUGAGUUGCAUCAAUUGAAUAA